AACCUCAGCGUAGUUCCUAACACUACACUCUUCCGCCGAUUAUUUCUCCAAACCGAUUAUUCUUCUUCUGUGCCCUAGCGCCUUUUCCUCCGCCGUCAACCACCGUAUCCCUCCCGCUUCCGGCACCGAUCGAACAGUCUCCGGCCAAGUUCAGUUCUUGCUUGCGAAAAUUCUCGGAAUAUUUUGAAUCCAGGAAAUCAUGCACGCGCCAGUUCUAGUUCUCAAGGACUCUUUGAAACGGGAGUCUGGAUCUAAGGUCCGCUAUGCUAUUAUUCAGGCGGCGAAGGCUGUUGCUGAUGUAGUCCGAACAACGUUGGGACCUAGGUCCAUGCUAAAAAUGCUUCUUGAUGCUCAAGGAGGAAUUGUGGUUACAAAUGAUGGGAAUGCUAUCUUACGUGAAUUAGACCUUGCUCACCCUGCUGCAAAGUCUAUGAUUGAAUUAAGUCGCACCCAAGACGAAGAAGUUGGAGAUGGAACAACAUCUGUCAUCAUUCUUGCUGGUGAGAUGCUUCAUGUCGCCGAUGCAUUCAUUGACAAAAUUCACCCUACAGUUAUUUGCCGAGCAUAUGCCAAAGCUUUGGAGGAUGCUAUUGCUGUUCUUGACAAAAUUGCAAUGCCUAUCAAUGCUCAGGAUCGAGGUAUAAUGCUGGGGCUUGUAAAAAGCUGCAUAGGUACCAAAUUCACAGGCCGAUUUGGGGAUUUAAUUGCUGACUUGGCUAUUGAUGCUACUACAACAGUAGGUGUUGAGGUUGGCCAAGGUUUGAGAGAUGUGGAUAUUAAAAAUUAUAUCAAAGUUGAGAAGGUCCCAGGUGGGCAGCUAGAAGAUUCAAGAGUUCUCAAGGGAGUUAUGAUAAACAAAGAUGUGGUUGCCCCUGGCAAAAUGAGGAGAAAGAUUGUUAAUCCACGUAUCAUUCUUCUUGAUUGUCCCCUUGAGUAUAAAAAGGGUGAAAACCAAACAAAUGCUGAACUGCUCAAAGAAGAAGACUGGAGUCUCUUAUUGAAGAUGGAAGAAGAAUAUAUUGAGGAGCUAUGCAUGCAGAUAUUGAAGUUUAAACCAGACUUGGUAAUCACAGAGAAGGGUCUGAGUGAUUUGGCUUGCCAUUAUCUCAGCAAGCAUGGAGUUAGUGCAAUCAGGAGGCUGAGGAAAACUGAUAAUAAUAGAAUUGCAAAGGCUUGUGGUGCUGUUAUUGUGAAUAGACCAGAUGAAUUGCAGGAGUCUGAUGUUGGUACUGGCGCUGGGUUAUUUGAGGUUAAGAAAAUUGGGGAUGAGUACUUUGCAUUUAUUGUUGAUUGCAAAGAACCCAAGGCUUGUACUGUUCUACUAAGGGGUGCUAGUAAGGAUCUAUUAAAUGAAGUUGAAAGAAACCUACAGGAUGCCAUGUCUGUUGCAAGGAACAUUAUAAAAAAUCCAAAACUUGUUCCUGGAGGUGGUGCUACAGAGUUGACAGUGUCAGCUGCCUUGAAACAGAAGAGUUCAUCUAUUGAGGGCAUAGAGAAGUGGCCUUAUGAAGCUGCUGCCCUAGCUUUUGAAGCCAUACCACGAACUUUGGCACAAAAUUGUGGAGUAAAUGUGAUCCGGACUAUGACUGCUCUACAAGGAAAACAUGCAAAUGGAGAAAAUGCGUGGAUUGGUAUAGAUGGAAAUACUGGUAGUAUCACUGACAUGAAAGAGUGCAAGAUCUGGGAUGCCUACAAUGUGAAGGCACAAGCAUUUAAGACUGCCAUUGAAGCUGCUUGCAUGCUUCUGAGGAUUGAUGAUAUAGUGAGUGGGAUCAAGAAGAAACAGGCCCCUGGAGCCACUCCUUCAAAACCCAAGGUUGAGACCGAGGCAGAUGCUGACAGUGAGCAAAUCCUUCCCGAUUGAGAAUCUUGUUUCAACUGACAUUGUUUUUUGGUAGAGUUGAUGAUGUGUUAGGUUCUUAAUCUUCCUUAAAUUUUAUCACUAUUCUUAGAAGUUGAAUCCUUUAUUGGGAUUUUUUUUGUGUCUUGUACUGUUUGCAAGAGCUAAUUGUGUACUUCGUUGAUGUUAAAGACUUGAUUAACUGGCGUAUGCUUUAUUGGGUGUUCUCGGUUCAUUAUCUUGAGAUUUUGUGCCAGGGUCAAACUGACCAGUUUCACCAAUUCUGUUGAGCUGCUUCUGGUUUUUCAUCCUAUUCAUUCGUGAAAUGUUUUCUUCAUCUUAAUAUAUAAGCACUCCAUUGGAACUUGUUCCGGUAAA
Glycine soja is the source of this 2218-nucleotide messenger RNA. Its product is annotated as T-complex protein 1 subunit gamma. Gene Ontology annotation, biological process: protein folding. The record is from RefSeq and is a predicted model, not a curated record. Gene Ontology annotation, molecular function: ATP binding; ATP hydrolysis activity; ATP-dependent protein folding chaperone. Gene Ontology annotation, cellular component: chaperonin-containing T-complex. The coding region runs from base 200 to 1864 and encodes 554 amino acids. The transcript is spliced from 14 exons. NCBI's taxonomy places the organism in Eukaryota, Viridiplantae, Streptophyta, Magnoliopsida, Fabales, Fabaceae.